AUGGCAGGCGCUCGCUUUGGUGCCGGUAUCCUCGAAUGCGACACUUCUCUGACUGCUGAUAAAGGGCUUGUGUGCCGACACUCCCUGUGCGACUUGGCGACCACUACCAAUAUCCUUUUGAAUCCGGAGCUGGCAGCCAAAUGUGCCAAGCCAUUCACGCCAGCGAACGCGACUCAUGACGCCAGUGCUAUCUGCUGCACGACUGACAUCACAGUGGCGGAGUAUUUGACUCUCUGCUCGAAGAUGGACGGCUACAACGCAAGUGCCACAAAUGUUCAGGACUACCAGAUUGGUGCACCUCUGUGGAGGACAGAGCUCUACGACAACUGCGCCAAAGUCCAGACCCUGGAAUCGUACAUCGACCUCGUCGACUCGCUUCCUGGCUAUCGCAACUUUACUCCAGAGCUCAAGUCAGGAGCCGAUGAUCCAGUCACGGCUCAGUAUGCCAAGUUCCCAGCUGGCUACACACAACAGGACUAUGCUCGACAAUUCAUCCAAACGUUCAUUAACAAGGGCAUCGAUCCUGCACGUGUAUGGGCUCAGUCAUUCAACCCUCCUGAUAUCUUCCAGUGGCUAGAGGAAUUUCCUGAGUUCGGCCGCCAAGCGGUCUACCUUGACGAAUCGGGGGAUACGCCAGAGAACUACACCGCUGCGGUUGCCGCUCUGCCGUCAAUCAAAGCAAAGGGUGUCAACAUCAUAGCACCUCCCUUCAACUAUCUUCUCAUGGAGGCAGGCCCAGGAAACCAAAGCAUCGUGCCUGCGCCCUACGCGACGGCAGCAAAGGCCGCUGGAUUGGACAUCAUCACUUGGACGUUCGAGCGCUCGGGACCUCUGUCGCAAGUCAAGGCGACCGAUCAGUACUACUAUUCGUCCUUCGAUGACGCUGUACACACUGAUGGCCAGCUAUACGAGAUCUUGGACAUUUUAGUGCAGCAAGUUGGCAUCAAGGCCAUCUUCUCCGACUGGUCUGCGACGGUCACUUACUAUGCAAAUUGUUUCAAUCUGCAGGGGCCGAGUUCAUCGAACUAUCAAUCCAAGGGCACAUCAGGCGGAUCGGGCACUUCCUCAUCAGCACCAAAAGGCUCAAAUGUCGUGACUCAGAUAUCGGACGGACAGCCUCAAGCUCCAACCCCAACAGGAUAG
Messenger RNA from Cyphellophora attinorum, 1143 nucleotides. RefSeq lists its product as uncharacterized. The record is from RefSeq and is a predicted model, not a curated record. The coding region runs from base 1 to 1143 and encodes 380 amino acids. Gene Ontology annotation, cellular component: cell wall. Gene Ontology annotation, biological process: lipid metabolic process. Gene Ontology annotation, molecular function: structural constituent of cell wall; glycerophosphodiester phosphodiesterase activity. The transcript has 2 exons. NCBI's taxonomy places the organism in Eukaryota, Fungi, Ascomycota, Eurotiomycetes, Chaetothyriales, Cyphellophoraceae.